This is a messenger RNA of Phymastichus coffea, 1326 nucleotides long. RefSeq lists its product as uncharacterized. The record is from RefSeq and is a predicted model, not a curated record. The coding region runs from base 96 to 800 and encodes 234 amino acids. Lineage: Eukaryota; Metazoa; Arthropoda; Insecta; Hymenoptera; Eulophidae. Gene Ontology annotation, molecular function: N-acetyltransferase activity. The transcript is spliced from 3 exons.
UUUACGCAGAUUGAAAAGCUCGGGCGGCAGUCGGGAGACGAGCGAGCGCUCCGUUGGCCGGUCAGUUGGCCGCCAACCCCGAAAUCAGCAGCAGCAUGUCCAAGCGCGAGGAGGCCGGGCUGAUCGCCUACGAGAUCCUCGGGCGGGAGCACGUCGAGGAGGCGACCAACCUGCAGAUCGAGUCGUCCUUCCAGGAGUGCCUGACCAUCGGCUUCGGCAUCGCCGACAUCCCCGGCGGCACCGAUCACGACGGCUUCGCCAGCCUCCUCGGCAGCAUCCUCGACGACGGCCUCAGCCUCGGCGCCUUCGACACCAGCUCCGGCCAGCUCGUCGGCGUCUGCUUCAACAAGCUGCACGUGACCGAGCGCGACAGUGCAGCGCCACUGGAGGAAAACGUCGAGGAGAACAUGAAGCACCCGGCCACCCUUGACCUCAUGCGGUUCAUCUUCAAGCUGGAGUCGAGCGUGGACGUGUUCGAGCACUACGGCGUGACCACGGCCCUGGAGGUGUUCUACAUAGGCGUGGACUCGAGGUACCGGCGCUACGGGGUCGGCCGCUCGCUGAUGCGCUCGAGCCUGGAGCUCGCGCGCAAGCUGGCCGUCGAGAGGCGGCUACCGCCGCCGGAGAUCGCCUACGCGGUGUUCACCUCCAACUACAGCCAGGCGCUCGCCGAGCAGUUCGGCUUCGAGUGGCUGCACAGCCUGCGCUACGACCAGCAGCGCUGCUACGACGGCAAGCUCAUGUCCGAGCGGAUAGGCCCUCUGCACCAGACGGCCGUGCUCGCCGGCAGGCGGCUCUGAUCCCUCGGCGGACUGCCGGCCGCGCAUCCCUCGGCGGACGCCUCCCCCUCCCCCCCACCUCUCUCCGCGCUGCCGCGCAAACAGCCUUCGACUUUGUCGCUGAGUGCGCGCUGCCCGGCCGUGCUUCCCGUGACAAAGCGCGCCUCGUUACGCGCGGCUCGCGUCCGCGCUGCUUUCUCGUCGGCCUAAUGACGCCGCACUCGCAUCUCAAAUCCUUGUGUCCGCCAACCGCCGUGGACAACAGCUGUCACCCGCUGACUCGGAGGGGAGCUUUGAAGAAGCGAAAUAUCGUACGGCUACUCCGUAAUUGUAAGAUAGCUUCCAUUUGCAUAAUAGUCAUUCAGUUAACAGCCUAUUAUCGCGCACCGUCAAGAUCACUAUCGUUGCGCGCGGCUGCCUAAUAUCGCAAGUCCUUUAUUCGGAAAUCCAGCCCGCCGAUGAUCUUUUAUUAUACUUUCCAAGUGAGAUAGUCGACGGUACGUUUGAGUUCGAGGUUUCGAAUGAAAAAUGGCUUGUGCAAUUGCAA